Molecule: messenger RNA, 1356 nt
Organism: Carya illinoinensis
Lineage: Eukaryota; Viridiplantae; Streptophyta; Magnoliopsida; Fagales; Juglandaceae
Exons: 3
Coding region: 436-1110 (224 amino acids)
Source: RefSeq, a predicted model, not a curated record
CAGGGUAUAUCUGUCAUGACGGUUUCUGAUGAACUGGCUCCUUCUGGACUUUUGCCUUUGUUUACUUCAGAAACAAAAUGAUUCCCUUUUCGUCUUCUGGUCAACAAAACCAAGGAAAGCAGUGAGAAAAUUGUCCACCCAAAUCAUGAUAACUCCUUACUCAUUUUAUCACUCUUUUUUAGUCCCUUCUGCUUGUUUUUACUUCUCUCUCUCUCUCUCCCCCUCUCAAGUAAUAAUCCUGAACUACUGUAUAUCUGUAAGACCCCUAUAUAUAGAUUUACCUGAUUCAUCUUCUCAGUAGCUCCAUCAAAUUACAGUUCUUUUAAAUGACAGUUCAUUCGUUCGUUCAUUCGUUCCUGCUACCUGAAGUGACCACACUUGACUUGUUCUUACCAUAAUCAAUCAGCAUAAGUACUGUUAUAGUACUUGACAGACAUGGCUGGACAGGAGGAAGGCUGGCCUCUGGGUCUGCAGCCAUUGAAUGUGAGAGUAGGGUUGGUUAGAAACCAUGAUUUCUCUGGAUCAGUAUCAUUCAACACUCUGCUCACUGGCUCCCCAACGUGCUCCACUGUUUCUUCUUCAUCGGACUUGGACACAGAGUCUACAGGGUCUUUUUUCCAUGACAAGAGUGUCACGCUUGGGAGCCUUAUAGGCGUUUCCAGCAUUUUGGAGCUCUCUAGAAGAUCAAUACGGAGAAGAAAAACCGAACCCCUCAAGGAAAAGAAGAGCAGCAGCAGGCCCAGAUCAAUUGGGUUUUUCUCUUUGUGCUUAAGGGACAGAACUGAUGGUAAGAGUGUGAAGAAUCCUUCAUCUCUUCGCCAUUUUCUUGCUGUGGAGAGAAAAGCUUCAGCUACUGACGAAUAUCAAAGGAACCAGAACCCUAUUAAUGGUAUUGGACCCGAAGAAUUACUUGGAUUGGCGCAGCCUGUAACGGAACCAAACUCACUUUUUGUUAAUGGUCGUGUUGCUCCUCCUCCUCAAACUAUUUCGGGUACUAAUUCAGAUGUCGGAUGGAGAAAAGAAAAAGGAGUACUAGAUGAUCAGCAUGGUGAUCAAGGGGUUGAAGUUCCUUCACUAUUUUCAUGCAUGUGUGGACAAUCAACGGACUGAACAAGCAUGCAUAUUGUGUGCAAAAUCCCUUUUUUGACUCUCAAUUGUUGUCCUAGGAUGGAGUAAACUGCAUGCCUUGGAAAGAUAUGGAAACUAUUUUAAACCUCUUAUUGGCUUUGCCCAAGACGUACGGGCAAAGUGAUCAUAUGAGGAGUGCAUCUUCUUUUUUUUCAGAUUGUUUACAGAAAAUAUGAGUUUUUGUUUCGUUACUUUUUAUGGGUUUUAAUGGAAGUUGGACUUUAAAUA